AUGGCGAAUGUGAUCAUUAAGAAACAAUUAAGAUCUGUGAGUUUACCUCCAAGUUCGCAUCCAAGCACGAGUGAGAUCGAAGAAGCUCUUAAUAAGAUGAACACGGUUUACACCACCACCACAGGUUCAUCCGAAUCGAUCCUGUUGGGCUUGGCGGGUUUGGAGCAACUCUACAAUUGCACGGAGGGCUUUCUGAAAAUGGCCUCGACGCAACGUGUGAUGUCGUCUGAUAGGUCGGAGUACAUGGAGGAAAUGCUCGAUCGUUCGUUGAGGCUAAUGGAUAUAUGCAGUGUCUCGAGAGAUCUCAUGGUGGAGGCUCACGAGCAUGUUCGUGUUGUUCAGUCUUGUGUUAGAAGAAAGAAAAUAGUCGGAGGAAGAGGUGAUCAACUCGAUGUCUCUGUCUCGGGCUAUGUCCGAUUUAGAAAGAACAUGAGAAAAGAAGCUAAGAAGCUUCUUGGAGCUUUGAAGAAAAUCGAUGGUGGGUCAAGUUCAUAUGGUAAAGAUCAUGAAGAUGACCAUCUUGUGGCAGUUAUAGAUGCAAUGAGACGAGUAGUUUCGGUUAGUGUCGUGGUGUUGAAGUCAUUCUUGGAUUUCUUGUCCGGACGACAAAGUAACAUAAAGAGCAAGUUGGCUUCGGUACUAAAGAAAAAGAAGGAUAAUCAUCAUGAAGAGACAAAGAACGAGUUGGAGAUAUUGGAUUCCUCGAUUUGCGAAGAUUUUUGCUCACAAGAUGAUCUACAAAAGCAGCUGUGGGAGGUCGAAGUGAGCAUCGGUGGGUUCGAGAAGAAUCUAGAAGGGCUGUUUCGAGGGUUGAUAAGAACACGAGCCUCUCUUCUCAACAUUAUCUCUCAUUAG
Thlaspi arvense is the source of this 855-nucleotide messenger RNA. The record is from the annotation of a GenBank genome assembly. NCBI's taxonomy places the organism in Eukaryota, Viridiplantae, Streptophyta, Magnoliopsida, Brassicales, Brassicaceae.